This is a messenger RNA of Dentiscutata erythropus, 344 nucleotides long. The record is from the annotation of a GenBank genome assembly. Lineage: Eukaryota; Fungi; Glomeromycota; Glomeromycetes; Diversisporales; Gigasporaceae.
AGAGUAGUCACGUAGAAGGUCUAGUUUAUUAUGAUUCAGAAGUGGAGAAUGUUGGUGGCGAAAGUAGUAAUAGGGCCAGCAACUAUAAUUCUCACCGACCACCUUCACCGAAUAGGCGGUCUCCUUCCCCAAACGGAAGAUCUUCAAAUGUUCGACCGUCACCAAAUAAUCAACGUUCAACUAGUCCAAUAAGACCUUUAUCUCCAAGUUCAGGGACAAGAAAUAAACAAACUCCUGCAUUUUCAAACCAUAAGGAAAACAUGAAUAUAAUAGAUCCAAUAGUCGAUGAUGAAGAUGACAAUGUCCCUUUAGGUCUUUACAAAACAACGCAUAUAACAAAAUAA